AUGCUCCAUGAGUUGGUCGGUCCUUAUUGCGUAUCUUCCCAACUUCCACAUAGUUGGUCAAACACAAUCUUGCACCAUUACUUGGCCACCCUGGUCAUACAUUACUUCUUCUUUAUUUUUAUUGGUUCUCCAACACCUCUUCUUGCUACCUACACUUAG
Molecule: messenger RNA, 159 nt
Organism: Heterobasidion irregulare TC 32-1
Lineage: Eukaryota; Fungi; Basidiomycota; Agaricomycetes; Russulales; Bondarzewiaceae
Exons: 1
Coding region: 1-159 (52 amino acids)
Source: RefSeq, a predicted model, not a curated record